CCCGCCGCUCGAGCGCGGCUGGUUCUUCGACUACGUGGACGCGAGCGCGUACGCCGUCGUGAACCAGGGGCCGACGUCCUUCAAGGUGUUCAUCGUCGGCUACAACAACGAGGGCAGCCAGCAGUACGACCUCCGCACGUUCUCGUCCGGCGGCGAGCCGAGCUGGAGCGCGCCCAGCAAGCUCUUCAACCCGAUAGAGCACGGCAUCUUCGGGCCGUUGAAGCAGCGCGGCGCCGUGGUGGGCCACGGGACGGUGCACUGGCUCAUCUGGGACCUGGUCGACUUCCACGCCAUCGACGUGGACGCCAUGACCGGCCGCGUGACCCUACAGAAGCUCCCGGCCCCGAGGCCGCGCGACAUGGAAUACCACCUCUACGACACGCCACGCCUGAGCGUCGCGGCCGACGAGACGGCGCUUUCGUCGAUCUGCCUGUUCAGGGAGCCCCUCCGAGUAGAGACCUGGACGAGGGGGGACGGCGGCGAGCAUUGCGGCCGAGAGUGGUGCCGCGCUAGGGUGGUGGAGCUGCGACCACCCGGGCAGAAGCAAAUCGACACGCCGGUGUGCAUGUGCUUGGGGGAGAGGAGCGGCACGCUGCUCAUCAAGGACCUUCACCGGUGCAUGUACAUCGCGGAUCUGGAAAGUGGCGCCAUGGAGGAGACGACGGACAAGCAGUUUUGCCGUGGCCUCGACGGCUGCAAGACGGCGUUCCCCGUAGAGAUCGACUGGCCUGCCUUCUUCAUGUGUCGCCUUGGUGGAAAGUCAGAUAUUUAAUCUGGCGACAAGUGCGGCAAACUUUGAAGCUUACAAUAAUGCUUCUGGCUUCUUUAGAAAAACAUGAUUCUAUUUUUGAACUAAUUGUCCAAUCUAUACUUCAUUUGCAUA
This is a messenger RNA of Triticum urartu, 883 nucleotides long. RefSeq lists its product as uncharacterized. NCBI's taxonomy places the organism in Eukaryota, Viridiplantae, Streptophyta, Magnoliopsida, Poales, Poaceae. Gene Ontology annotation, molecular function: protein binding. The record is from RefSeq and is a predicted model, not a curated record.